AUGGAUGAAAAAUCCAUCUCCGAUUCCCAUUUUCCUCCAGGAAUCAGGUUUCAUCCAUCUGAUGAAGAACUGAUUGUUUAUUACUUGCAGAAGAAAGUAAAUUCUCUUCCACUUCCAGCAAACCUGAUGGCUGAUAUAGAGCUUUAUAAAUAUAACCCUUGGGAGCUACCCAGGAAGGCUGUGUUUGGAGAAGAUGAAUGGUACUUCUUCACCCCAAGGGUUAGGAAGUACCCAAAUGGGAGAAGACCCAAUAGAACAGCUGUUUCAGGUUACUGGAAGGCUACUGGCACUGAUAAACCAAUUGUUGGUUCUUCUCGAUCAGGCAGGAUAGGGGUUAAGAAAGAUCUCGUCUUCUAUAAAGGUAAAACACCAAAGGGGGUAAAGACAGAUUGGGUCAUGACUGAGUACAGACUGCCUGACACGACAUGUAGACCGUUAAGGUCUAAAGGGUCCAUGAGACUGGAUGACUGGGUAUUAUGUCGCAUUCGACAAAAAGGCAACAAGUCAAAGAAUGAAUGGGAGGUUCAACAGAAUCCUAGUGAACUUCUGGAGUACCUUCCUAGGUUUGAGGAGUUCCCUUCAGUUUAUAUAGAUGAUGGCAGUGACAUGAUUGAAGAUUAUUUUUUAUCAAAUGGCUGUCACAUAAUAGCUUCCUUACGCGAUGGACAUGACCCGACGAUUGAAACUAUUCCUAGAGCAACCUUUCAAAGCAAUAGCAGUGAAACAAUUAAGAGUCACAGGUUGGGAACAGUAAAUACUCCGGAAACAAAUUCUGCGUUUCAGAGUUUCUUCAACUCACUACCAGGCCAACCUAACAAGGAAGAUUGGUGUAUGAAUUCUCAGCUACUUACAAAGAUGAUCUAUAAUGAACACAAAGAUGAGGACCUUCUAUCAGGAAACAUGGUAGCUGCAGGAGAUACAAACUUAUAUAUUCAACAUUUGUCUGAAGGAGACAAGAUCAACUCUAAUAAGUCAAAUAUCGUCAUGAACGUGCAGCAUCUUGAUAGGCCAACAUUUUCUGAAAAUUUCUUCAAUGACAGAGAAAACUUCACCCCAAAAGGAAAUUGUUCUUGA
This is a messenger RNA of Fraxinus pennsylvanica, 1074 nucleotides long. NCBI's taxonomy places the organism in Eukaryota, Viridiplantae, Streptophyta, Magnoliopsida, Lamiales, Oleaceae. The record is from the annotation of a GenBank genome assembly.